Molecule: messenger RNA, 2316 nt
Organism: Aureobasidium vineae
Lineage: Eukaryota; Fungi; Ascomycota; Dothideomycetes; Dothideales; Saccotheciaceae
Source: the annotation of a GenBank genome assembly
AUGGCGAGCGGACAUAGCCCUUAUGCAUCUCCGACCGUGGUCGACCCCUCUCUAGGGCCCUACUACAGUCAGUCGAUCAACAGUAUUACACACCAUCUACAACACCCCGAGGUCGACGAUGACCUGGCCCUCCGCGCCGAACUGAGCAGGUCGCUGGGCCUGAACCACUCAACCCACGAGUCGGCAAACACGUCGCACCAACACUCGCCGCAACCACACGACGACCCGCAACAACAGCAUCAUCAUGCUCAGCAACAGCAACAUGCUCAACCAGCCCCGCUUCCCUCGCAGCCGCAACACACAUCACCGUCGCAACACGUUGUGAACCCUGACCUCUUUCCCGAGCAUCACCUGAGUCCACCGCCUGGUCAACAUGGCGCCGACAACAACAAGGACAAGCGCAGCAAAGUCAGCCGCGCAUGCGACGAGUGCCGUCGCAAGAAGAUCCGUUGCGACGCCUUGAACGAGCACGAGACAUGUACCAAUUGCAAGCGCUCCAACUCAGGCUGCGCUUUCAGUCGCCAGCCCCUGAAGCGAGGUCCCAGCAAGGGCUACAUCAAGGAGCUCGCUGAGCGCUUGAACGCUCUCGAGGGCCAGAUGCAGCCCCAACAACACGGACACGUCGACCAGGAGCUGCAAACGUUGCUCGCAGAAGCCGCCCAUGCCACACGAGAUUACGCUUCACCACCCCGUCAAGCAGGCCAGAAACGAAGACGCUCACAGACAGAGACGACAGAGAUGGAUCCGCUGCCUGUCCUGGCUCCGAGACUUGCACCAGCAACACAACCCACCCAACUUGCGACCCAGCCUCAACCUGCUGCUGCCCCUCUUCACGCCUAUGGGAACCCAUACUCUCGCGACCCGCGAACGUCACCGUACCCUAUCCAACCAAAUUACCGUCAAGACAUGAGACCUACGCCCCAACCACAACCUGCCAACACACAGCCCUUCUUUAAGUAUGGUGGAGAUACUCGGCGUCGCGAGAGCGUUAGUGUCCCUUUCGAUACGCAGGCAGGUGUACCCACGCUGGUUGAAUGGGAUGAAGAGGUAGUCGACGAAUAUUAUCGGACCAUACACCAGACCUUUCCGCUAUUACCCCACUCAAAACACCGCCUUCGCAUGCGCCUGGCCGAGUGUCCCUUGACGUUAAGAGAAGCCUUCUUGACCCGAGCCGCUGAACUCCUUGCUGGCUAUCCUUUCGAGAACCCAGCCACGCACACCAGUGGUACCAAUCUAGUCUACUUGCAAACCCUCUUGUUGAUGGCUCUAGAAUCCGACAACCAUGGUCCCGCAACAGUCAGGGGUCAAGCCGGUCCUUCACGUGCAGAGUGGUUAGGAAGAGCUGCAGGUGUCGCAGGACAAUUGGAGAUUAAUCUGAUUCGUCCGCGCGAACGAUAUGCCACUGAAGGUGAUCCGGACUCUGAAGAAAGGCUAGCAAGAAGAGUAUGGUGGGUACUGUUCAUCCUCGACCGCUGGCAUGCUUCUAGUACCUCGGACCUUCUCAAACUCCCAGAGAACAGCGUCGUCCUACUGCCCGAGGAUCAGAUCCUGCUCGGCGAAUCGACAUAUCACUUAGCGCGCCUCUCCUUCAUCAUAGGACAUCUCGCCGCCAUUCUCACUACAACAAAAACACCAGAGACCAAUGUCAUGGCACCUUCGAACCCAGCAUCCUCACUACUCGGAUUGACGUUAGCUGGCGAGAUCGACCGCUUCCGUGAAUCGGUAGAGAGUGUUUGGGGCUCAUUAAACCUGGUCCAUCUCUCCUAUCACCACUGCCACCUUCUUAUCAAACGACUCAACCCCACAACCGAACCUACAGAGUUGAUCGGCCAUGCUGUAAAAGUGGCUACAGUGCUAAACCAACGUCAAACACCCAUUACACCAUUAAACCACCACUUUGCAGCCCUAGCAGCAAUGACCCUCUGCGAACUCGUAGACAUAGAAAAGACACGUGCCGAAGCCAUCAGAGGCCUUGAGCAAAUUUCCGAAGCCUUGGGCUUCGGUCGCGGUCUCGCCGGCCACGAAAAGUCUACGGGCUGGGAUUCAGCUAUCAGAGAUUUGAUUGUGCAGAAGAGAAAUAAGUUGCAAUUGAUUCUGGGUGGGAUUGAACAGUUACCGCCGGGAUUGCAGCAUUUGGCGCAUGCUCAUGCUGGAGAGGGUGGCAAUGGGACGCUGACGCCUAGUUCCGCGCAAGGAAAUGUUGCUGCUACUAGUGUGGCGGGAGAGAAUGGGAGGCCGGGCAAGUUUGACCCUACCAUGUUGACGAGGUAUGGCUAUCUCACUGCUUUGGGGCAGGGUAUGUUUGUCUCGAAGUAG